GGCGCCCGGUUCUUCCUUGAUUGUUUUCUAGCACCGCGUGUGUUUCUUUGGGCGGUCUGCACGUGUCCGGUUCAAUCUUCAGUAUUUCCGUGUACUUUUUUUUGUUGAUAGGCUUCUUGCCAGUUUGGAGGAUCGCUUUGUUGAUUUGAGGCAGAUCUGCUGUUAUGACAAGUGAGGAGUACAAGUAUGCCGUGGUAGAGUUCAUUGAAGAUAAUGAGGAAGUUACGGUGGCGCCCGUCCCUCUUUCGUGGUUCAACGUGAAGACAAAUCAAUGCGUGUGGCCAAGCAACAUGUCCGGCGUGGACAUCCUGUCCCGUGUACAAGCGGGCCAAACACCAGACCCUGGCUGGCCUUCAUUCAGAGGAUCGAUUUUGCGGAAAUGCAAGACCUUCAGGAAGGCAAAAAAAAGAACAACUAUCGCCGAAAGACUGUCCUGUGUUGAAUCGACAGAUGCUGGUGAGCCGGACGAAGAACCAGCCAGCACAUCUGGAGGCACUCGGCGGCCUCCCAGUGGUGAGGAAACGAGCGUCGUUUUACCAACCCCACUUCCAAGUCGUCUUGGUGGAGCACGCGCCCCAGUCCAGGCACCGAAGAGGAAAAAGCCAAGGAGGCAGCACCCAGAGUCUUUGACAUCCGAGCACAGGCCAUUGGAGACAGGCGGAACCGGGGAGUCGACAGGGGUACCGAAGGACACUGCCACUCGCUUCGAGGCUCAGCUGCUCAAGGUCGUGCUUGACCUACGGAUUCAAAAUGAGCAGCUGCAGCAGCAGAUGAGGGAGACGCAAGUCUCUGUGGCACAGGUGCUCAGGCACGUUGUGUCAUUAAAGCACCAAGAAGAGCAGCCGAGGUUUGGGGAACGGGCGACACCCCAGGAAAUGGCCAGGCCCGAACCACCCGAGCUGUUCCUGAUGCCCAUUUGCGACAUGGAGCAGUUUCGUGCUGCGGAGGCGCGGCUAAAGAACCCCGCCGACAGGACACUGCUGGAGGAGCAGCUCCUGUCUUUAGGAGACGGGAAGACACUGCAAAAAGUGGUACGAGAGAUGGUGGGGCGCCUGCUCUCAAAACAAGUCCAGGAGCUGUUCUCCCUCCUGGGCUACCGAGGAAAAUCGCGAUUCAAGGACACCACAAUGUGCAAGGUGGUCAUUGGUGCCAUAAAAAGUCGCACUGAAGGGUGCAGCCUGGACGCGGUAGAAAAGCGGCUGAGCCGCUUCCUAUCGGGUGCGUCCGAUAGGGAGGGGGGCAGGGCCAACAGAUUCAAGAAGACUUCCUCGGUGCCUCCAACCCUCUCGGACGAUGAGGGAACGGCUUCAGCUGAGCAGCCAGCUGCUAUGGUUGAAUCUCAAUAA
Messenger RNA from Ixodes scapularis (black-legged tick), 1346 nucleotides. RefSeq lists its product as uncharacterized. The transcript has 10 exons. The record is from RefSeq and is a predicted model, not a curated record. The coding region runs from base 165 to 1346 and encodes 393 amino acids. NCBI's taxonomy places the organism in Eukaryota, Metazoa, Arthropoda, Arachnida, Ixodida, Ixodidae.